Penicillium odoratum is the source of this 1260-nucleotide messenger RNA. Its product is annotated as acetylornithine aminotransferase. The transcript is spliced from 2 exons. Gene Ontology annotation, molecular function: transaminase activity; pyridoxal phosphate binding. Bases 1 to 1260 code for a protein of 419 amino acids. The record is from RefSeq and is a predicted model, not a curated record. NCBI's taxonomy places the organism in Eukaryota, Fungi, Ascomycota, Eurotiomycetes, Eurotiales, Aspergillaceae.
AUGGAUCCAAAUUCUUCUGCCAGCACAUUACAAGCCAAACUAAACGCUCUCAUCCAAAAAUACGAACAAAGUCACCCAACAUCCAGCAAAGCUUUUGAAAGAGCUCAAAAAGUGCUUCCAGCUGGGAGUACCCGAUCUGUUCUUGUCUCCGAUCCCUUUCCUUUGGUAGUGAAGUCCGCACAAGGCGCUACAAUCACAACAGUCGACGGCUUGCAGUUCGAGGACUUCGUCUCCGACUAUUCAGCAGGAAUAUAUGGGCACUCCCAUCCGGUCAUUCAUGAUGCCGUUCAAGAAGCCUUAUCAAGAGGAUUUAGCAUAGGCGGUAUCACAGAAAAAGAAGCCGAACUCGCAGAGAUUUUGAUCGACAGAAUUCCCUGCAUGGAUAAAGUUCGAUUCUGCAAUUCCGGGACAGAGGCGAAUACGUUUGCUAUUGCUACUGCGAUGGCAUAUACAAAGAGAAUAAAGAUCAUGGUAUUUGAUAAUGGAUACCAUGGCGGAACUCUCAGCUUCUCCACAGGAGACAAUCCCAUGAAUCUGCCCCAUGAGUUCGUGAUGGGCAAGUUCAACAAUAUCGAAGAAACAAGCCCUCUCAUCACAGACCUUGCAGCCAUUCUAGUUGAACCCCUUCAAGCAGCCGGAGGUAUGCGUCCCGCUACACCGGAAUUCCUUUCGUUCCUCCGUCAAGCAGCGAGCGAGACUGGCGCCGUUCUGAUCUUCGACGAAGUGGUCACCUCAAGACUUCACUAUAAUGGUUUACAAGGUCACUGGAAUAUCAUACCCGACAUGACGACUGUGGGAAAAUAUCUUGGCGGUGGAUUCCCAUUCGGGGCCUUUGGUGGCUCAGCAAAGAUUAUGGACCGAUUUGAUUCGACUGAUAAGUCAAUUGCUCUUCACCAUUCAGGGACAUUCAAUAAUAAUAUCUUUACGAUGUGCGCUGCUGUUGCGGCGGCGAAGCUGAUUACGCAGGAGGAGCUUCAACGACUGAAUCGGAUGGGGGAUCAAUUUCGAAGACAAGCAGAAUUCUUGAUCCAAAGUUCUGGAGUUAAGGAGAUGGAAUUCAGUGGGCAUGGAAGUGCAAUUGGUGUUCAUUUUACGGGGUCUGAGUCUGAAACUAUGAAAGAGUGUUUUUAUUUUACACUUCUCGAUCAAGGGAUUAGUAUCGGGAGACGAGGCUUUAUCUCUCUGAACCUGAUGCAUACCGAAGCUUCUAUCGAUCGCCUUCUGGACGCCGUGUCUGUGUUUCUUGAUAACGUGAGAUAG